Messenger RNA from Phoenix dactylifera (date palm), 1068 nucleotides. Lineage: Eukaryota; Viridiplantae; Streptophyta; Magnoliopsida; Arecales; Arecaceae. The record is from RefSeq and is a predicted model, not a curated record.
AUGGAUUUUUCAAACAACAAUCUAUCUGGAAGCAUUCCUCCAUCAAUCUGUUCAUUACCAUAUCUCAAGUCGUUGCACUUGAGUAACAAUAAUUUAUCAGGAGAACUCCCAUUAUCCUUGAAGAGUUGUGUGAGUUUAGAUACUCUUGAUCUUGGACAGAAUGGAUUCAUUGGUCCAAUACCUACUUGGAUAGGAGAAAGUUUGUUGUCCUUGCAUAUCCUUCGCUUACGAUCAAACAAGCUUGUUGGAAAUAUUCCUCCUAAUCUAUCUAGGCUAAGUGCUCUUUAUAUCCUGGAUCUUGCUAAUAACAAUUUAUCAGGAACCAUUCCUUCGAGCUUUGGAAACUUCACUGCCAUGAAAGUGAUACGGGAGAGUCAUGUAUCCAUUUUAAGUUAUUAUAACUACAAUGAAAAUAUGGAAGUGACCAUGAAAGGAAGAGACAUGGACUAUAGCAUAUUCCUUUCACUUGUCAUCAUUAUGGACCUUUCAAACAAUAACUUAUCUGGAACGAUGCCAGAAGGACUGACCAGCCUUCUUGGACUAGUGAGCUUAAACUUGUCUGGGAAUCAUCUGAUAGGAGAGAUCACAGAAAAAAUUAGUGCAUUGCAACAGUUGGAAUCACUUGACUUAUCAAGAAACAAUCUUUAUAGUGGAAUUCCUUCAAGCAUGAUUGCGCUAACUUUUUUGAGUCACUUGAACUUAUCAUAUAACAACUUGUCAGGAAGAGUUCCAUCAGGUAAUCAAUUUCAGACCUUCAUCGACCCAUCUAUCUAUGCUGGUAAUCCUGGUCUUUGCGGAUUCCCAUUAGCUCAAAAGUGCAAAGAUGACAAGACAAAUCAAGGUCCAAAUGUUGUUGGAGGGGAUGAAGAAGGAUCUGAAAUCAGGUGGUUGUAUAUGAGCAUGGGGCUAGGAUUUGCAGUUGGUUUAUGGGCCGUUUUUGGUCCAUUAUUAUUCAACAGAAAAUGGAGAGAAGCCUAUUUUCGACUUAUAGAUCAAGUUUAUGAUAUGGUUUACGUGUUCUUGGCAGUGACUUUCAAUAGGUUUAAAGAGCACAAUGCUGCAACAUGA